Molecule: messenger RNA, 936 nt
Organism: Penicillium malachiteum
Lineage: Eukaryota; Fungi; Ascomycota; Eurotiomycetes; Eurotiales; Aspergillaceae
Exons: 1
Coding region: 1-936 (311 amino acids)
Source: RefSeq, a predicted model, not a curated record
AUGCCGGGCAUGGUUAAUGCAGACAGCACAGCAAGCAGUACGACAACUAUCUCUGUGAUGCAGGAACUCAUGGUCGAAAAUAUGACUCUGAUGGAAGCCAGCGUUAUCACGGUCGGACCAUCACUCACAACUCUGGAACUCGACUGUAAAUCACAAUAUAGCUCGAAUUGCAGUUCUUCCGGUAUGGUCUGGCCUCAAACAGUUAUUGUCGGCGAAUCGGUCCAGGCGAUGAAUUACGAUGUUACCAGUUACUAUGGUGGUACACUUUGGAUUGUAUCGGGAAACGCGUCCUGCACGGUCACGAAUAUCUCGAUGGGUGCUUUGUGCGAUUUAUCGACACUGUCAUGGUACUCUAGUGGUACAGUCUCUAAUUCAUCAUCGGUCGAUGGGCAACAAGUUACACUCGCGGCUACCUUGACGUAUGCUACGGUCGAUGUAGUUUCGGGACUGGAUAAACUUGCGGUAGCAACCACUUCGUCUGGUGCUUCACCUGCAAGCAUGGUCACAACAACAUCUGCGCCGAAUACGGGUACUCUUGCGCCUUCAAACACAGCCGACUCUUCUUCUUCCUUGUCAUCGUCGUUGUCAUCGUCCUCAUCAUCCUCUUCCUCCUCCAAGGCUUGGAUUGCAGGUCCUGUUGUCGGUGCUGUAGCUGGAAUAGCCUUGGUCGCAGGAUUGAUAUUCUGGUGCAUCCGUCGAAAAUGUCAGGGCGAUGAUACUGUCCCAGGUGCAGAGAGUGGGACUCCACCAGAACUUCAAGGAAACUAUGAAGCCCCAGAAUUGCAAGGAAAUUACAGACCUUCUGAGCUGAGUGGAAAUUACGAGCCACCCGAAUUACCUCCUGAUCAUUCCGCCAGGGUGGAGCUGGCUGCCGCACAAUUGGACUUCGAUAAAAAGCGCGAGAUGGAACAAAGGGCAGUUUCCGAACUGCCAUAA